AAGGUUCACAUAGAUGCCAGUUUCACACAGUACAGACUCGAUGUGAACGUAUAACACAAACUAAAGGGUUCGUGUCUUUGGCGUCUUUUGGAUCCAUCAUCUAACAAGGAGAAAUGGAUUUAAGGCACAAAAGUUUUGCUCUCUUUUUUGGUCUCCUGGUUCUUUUAACCCUUAGCAAAUUCAGUGAAGGUCAAAGUCUUUGCUCUGUAAAUGACCAGUUCAUACUUUUCAAGGAAAACAACACUCUUAAUGCUGUAGUCACUACACUGACAACAGAGGCGGAUGUAUCAGUCAGCAUCACCAACGAGAAACCACCAGGUCUCUUUGAGCUUAAUGGUCUCGAUCUCAUCGCCAUUACUGUACUCGACUAUGAGACAUUUAACACACCCUAUGAAGUAGACAUUGAAUGUACAAAAGAUGGUUCUUCCCCUGCCAAACUGAAUCUGAGGAUAAUACUGGAAAACAUAAACGAUAACCCACCAGUAUUUGAUGAAAGCGAAUACGCAAUAAAUGUGGCUGAGCUAUUAAAAGUGGAUACGAGCGUCGCACGAAUCACAGCGACAGAUGCAGAUGAAGGCGAUCAGCUUUAUUAUCGCCUGGAUGCUCCUGAGGGAGAAUUUGACCUGGAAGCUUCUUUCAAUCCUAACAUUUUGGUGAAGAAACGUUUGGAUUAUGAGAAAGUUAAACAAAUCACAAUGACACUUUUUGUGCAGGACACACCGAUUUCCUCGACAGAAACCGUUUCCCAUACUUCCUCCACCACUAUAAAAGUCAAUAUUGUAGACGUGGAUAAUCGGCCACCAUGGUUCCAACCUUGUACGACCAUUGAGAACGACAACAGCAUAAUGUGCAUAAACACUGGCUACACAGGGACGGUCAACUCAACCGGACUAGCGACUGGUCCUUUGCCCUUGGAGCCAGGUCCAAUCUUAGCCAUUGAUGGUGACGCGGGAAUAAAUGAGGCUAUUGGUUACAAAUUUCUUGCAGAUAAUCCAACAUUUGAAAUAAACUCUGACACCGGGAGCAUCACAAUGGUGAAGCCAGUAAACCAAGAAGGUCCGAUCGUUCUUUCAGUAAUGGCAUAUCAAAAGCAGAACACCGAUCAAUACGCCACCAACACGGUCACCUUCACGGUGAGGAUGACCACUAAUCACCCUCCAAAAUUUGUGAAGCCCAGUUAUGAAGGCGUCAUCUCAGAGGACGCAGGUCUGGACAGUCUGGUGAUGGAGAGCAAAACGUCCAACAAACCCCUAAGAGUUCAAGCUAUAGAUGAUGACUUUGUUAAUGGAGUGAAUCCUAACAUCGCAUUCGAGGUUAUUGAUGGGUCUGAUUUCUACAUUACUCUUGAAGGUUUCAUCCUCUUGGCAAAGGAGAUUCCUUUUGGAACUUUAAAUCUACAAAUGAGGGUGGUCGACAAAACCAAUGGCGAAUCGGACACCGCUUCUCUUACGAUUGAAGUCACUCCAGGGAUACCAACUACCACUGCUGUCACAACUAUCACGACCACAGAUCAAACCACAAUCACAGAUCAAACCACAGUUAAAAUCACAGAUCAAACCACAGUUAAAACCACAGAUCAGAUCACAGACAGCACUACCACUUCUGAUCCAGAUGCCCAUACAUCUCCGAUCACAGGGGAUCAGCAGUUGCGAUUUGGUGGGUACAAAGCGGAAGAUAUGGCUGCUUUAGGGGGAAGUUUGGCUGUGGUGAUCAUCCUCUGCCUGGUUGGCAUCGGACUGCUGGCUUACCGUGUCAAGAGCCAUAAUUCAAACUGGAAAAAGAUUUCUGAAGUCAGCGUCUUCCGAAGCAACUUGGGUGGAGGUUCAGGAGGCCCAAAAGAAGGUGUGCAGUACGUCAACGAGAGCUUCCGGCACGAUGAUGAUACUGAAAGUGUGAAGUCUGGACUUGCUGCUGACCUGGAGAAGAAACUGGAGUCUGGUGUGAGGUCAGCCGAGGAGCAGAAGAUCAGCACCGCCUCCGUUCCCCAGAAGACCUCCAACAUCAGGGCCGCAUCCGAAUCCAGCAGUCUGGCCAGUGCCGACAUUGAGAAGGAGGUGAAACCCAUCCUGACCAAAGAGAGACGUGCAGAGGACGGCUACAAAGCCGUCUGGUUCAAACAGGACAUCGAUCCCAACACCAAAGAGGAUGUGGUUAUUAUUCCUGACACCGGUGAACCAGUAGACCAUGAUGAUGAUGAUGAUGAUGAUGAGGAUGAUGAGGGCAACCUAAAAACAGACAAGGAGCAUGCGAGGAGAUACUCUAAAGAUUCAGACUCAGAGAAUGAGGAAAGACUGACGUCAGAUUUGUAGACCUCUGAUUGGAUGGAAGUCUUGUUGGGCCUUGUAUCGCGUGCCCGACUUGAGAUGUUUGCCGCUGUAAUAAAAUGAAAAUAUGACUAAACAAGGUUAAUUUUAGUGCAGCAAAUAAAUGUUUCCUUACCGUAUAUGCCAAUUAUAGUUAAUAAUUAACAGUUAUAGUAAAUAUGCUAGAGAAUUUUUCAUGUUCAAAGUCAGCAUGAAAUAAAAUAUGUGUAUUUAAUCUUAUUAUAAACAUUUAUUGUACUUUAGAAGCAUGUUAUUCUUUUUAUUCUUCAAGAUAACAACUUCCCAAACAUCACCAACCUAUCUUACUUCAUAACCACAGUACUAAUUUACCGAAACCUUUAACCUUUCAACGUCGGUCGAAUAUGUACUUGAGGGUUGCCUGUGUGACUAGAUAACAACCAUAGCAUGGCAACACAGAGACACUUUCUGUUUAUUUGUGAUGUUGCAGUGAACUUUUCUAAUCACAUAGACAAUCAUCAUAAACUCUUUAAUGAUCUUUAUUCAUUAACCUGAAAACGGUCAUCUAUUGUGACUUACCUUACCUAACCUUCAAACUUAACAUGCUGUUAUAUAACAAAUACCACAAACAGAGACUGAGAUAGAGUGUAAAUAUAUUUAUGUUUUGUUUGAAAUGUGCUUGCUGUUUAAGUUAUGUAAUGCAAUGGCAAUAAUGCAUUUUAAAUGUGUUUUGGAUGCGAAUCUGACAUUUUACAGUAUUCUUGUAGUGGGUUUGAUCUCAGGAAACACAGAUACUGAAAAAUGUAUAAUUUAAUUGUAAUGCACUAUAAGUAACUUUGGAUUAAAUGCAUAGAUGAACUUUUUAAACAUUAAAAUGAUAAGAAGCCGACUGCGUCUAAUUGACUGAUUAUUUAAAAAUCCCGUUUUAAUGUACCUGCAUUCAGCAAGCACUUCUUUUAUCCUAUAAACUUCAUGUUUAUUAAUGAGCUUUGUCAGUAGAUUUUGAAGAGCCCUUUCUAAAGAUGAUGAGAACUAAAGGAUUGUUUCUAUGGUAACAAGUCUGUCCGUAUUUUGUGAACUGAUCUGAAUGCGUAUUAAAAUGAAGCUGAUAGUGUACCCAAAAAUAACAAUUCUGUCAUUUACUCAC
Molecule: messenger RNA, 3429 nt
Organism: Misgurnus anguillicaudatus (oriental weatherfish)
Lineage: Eukaryota; Metazoa; Chordata; Actinopteri; Cypriniformes; Cobitidae
Source: RefSeq, a predicted model, not a curated record